GUUUUGCAUAAAAGGAUGUCUCACAUAAACAUGAUCAUUGUUGUUCUGAACUUUAAAGAAUUAACACUAAUUGUAAGAUGAAAUUCGUUAUUUUGUUUGUGUGUUUGUGUGCCAUUUUCCAAGUAUCUUUUGGGGCUCUAGCUCAGAUUCCAGCUGAUGAAACACCUGGACACCCUGGUUUUUGUAAUUCAGAAGAGACUGGACCCAUGAAACAAUCUGAAAUAAAGCAACUUAAAAAAUGCCAACAAGCUAGAUGCAACAACGAUGGUUCAAUCACCUUGGAAUCAUGUGGUACAGUUCAUGUAAAAGGUUGUAAAUUGGAGCAAGAUUUUACUAAACCAUAUCCAGACUGUUGUCCAACCGCACCAUGUCUUCACCUGAUUUAAAAUUAUACAAUAUAUAUUUUUUAUAAUUUAAUAAAGUAUUGUUUUUUAUUUUGCCUCUUCUCUGACACAGAUCAUCCUUA
Messenger RNA from Brassicogethes aeneus, 466 nucleotides. NCBI's taxonomy places the organism in Eukaryota, Metazoa, Arthropoda, Insecta, Coleoptera, Nitidulidae. The record is from the annotation of a GenBank genome assembly.